UGAAGAAACCCUAUUCUAUAUCUGCCUUUCCAGAUAGGAGAGGGAUAAGAGUUCUUCUCUUAUGCGAGAUGAAUUGGUGGUUUUUCAGGUUUUUCAUGAACCUAAUCUAAACAAAAUUAUUGGGAUGGGCGCCGAUUAUGAUGAACCAUAGCCUUGCCAACGAGGAGUUUGUUUGGGUUCAAUCGUUCAAACGGAUUGCAUCGCGAUGGAGUGGAAGGAGGCAAGUCUUGACGGCAAAGAUGGUGACGUUGGUGGCGGGAGUAACACUAAGAUCCCCUUUCUAGAUCGUAGCAAAGUUAAAAUUCUCCUGUGUGAAAAUGAUGCUAAGAGCUCCGAUGAGGUUUUCUCACUUCUGAACAAGUGUUCCUAUCAAGUGACUUCAGUGAGGACGGCUAGGCAGGUGAUUGAUGCACUUAAUGCUGAAGGGCCUGACAUAGACAUAAUACUUACUGAAGUUGACCUUCCAAUAGCGAAAGGCUUGAAGUUGUUGAAGUACAUUAUGCGGGACAAGGACUUGCGGCGUAUUCCCAUUAUAAUGAUGUCUGCCCAAGAUGAGGUUUCUGUUGUUGUCAAGUGCCUAAGACUUGGGGCAGCUGACUAUCUUGUGAAGCCAUUACGCACUAAUGAACUAUUAAACCUGUGGACUCACAUGUGGAGAAGAAGACGCAUGCUUGGACUGGCAGAGAAGAACAUCUUGAAUUAUGACUUCGAUCUGGUAGGGUCAGACCCCAGUGAUGCAAAUACCAACAGCACAACAUUGUUCUCGGAUGACACUGAUGACAAGUCUAGGAGGAGUCCACUAUUAGAGAUGAGUGUGUCAAAUCAUCAAGAAGAUGAGUGCAAUAUGGAUACCUGUGUAGGGCCUCCACUGAAUAAUUCAUCAGAAUGCCACCCUGAUGUGCCAUCUAUUAGUGACCGGCGAACAGGUCAAAUAUUGUCAUACCCACAGAAGAGCGAACUAAAGGUUGGUGAGUCUUCAGCCUUCUUUACAUAUGUAAAGUCAAGUAUACCCAUAAACAACUCUCAACGAGUUGGCUGUGUGGAUGAAAAUACUCGAUUGGAAUCUUCUAGCAGAGAAGAAAAAUUUCCUCAAUGGUGUAAUCGAGUCAGUGAUGAUGCUCAGAAUUGUGAAAAUAGGGAGGCAGGGGUAAGCUUCUCCCAUGGAUAUGGCCUUCCAGUAAGCCACAACGGACCUGAUUCUACUUCUACUGAGAGAUCUUGCACACUUCCAAUGCCAUGGGAGUUUCAACAACAAAGGAGCUCAAAGGAGGGACAGCAAUCCACAGUAUUGUUGCAUCCAAGCAAUGAACCCCAAGUUGAUGUAUUGGGUGUACCAACUCUUACUCCAUUGCCGUAUUAUUUUUCAGGUAUGAUGAAUCAAGUUAUGAUGCCAUCAUCUGCACAAAUGUAUCAACGGAACCUUCAUGAUUUGCCUAAGCAUACUACUUCUGCUAUGCUGCCUCAGUACAAUAAUCUCUCACAAUGUCCUCCCCGUUUACCUGUGAUUACGUCCAUCCCCUACUACCCAGUUAGUAUAUGUCUGCAACCUGGUCAAAUGCCGGCAACCCAUGUGUGGCCAUCAGUUGGAAGUUCGUCUUCCACUGAAGUGAAAGAAGCAGGUCGAGUUGAAAAGAGAGAGGCAGCGCUGAUCAAGUUUAGACAGAAGAGGAAAGAUCGAUGCUUUGACAAGAAGAUUAGGUAUGUCAACCGGAAACGACUUGCUGAAAGAAGACCUCGUGUGCGGGGACAGUUUGUGAGGCAGGUCAAUGGUGUAGAAUUGGAUCUUAGUGUCCAACCUGUUGCUGUUGAUGAUUUUGAUGAGGAUGGAGAGGAUGAUGAAGAUGAGGAGCUUGCAUCUAGGGAUUAUUGUCCUUAAGACGAUGCUCAAGGAUAUUAAUGUUAACACCUAUGGAUAGACUCUUAAAUGCUGCAUUUUGAUUGCUGUUGCGGUAAAGCUUUCAUAGUCAGCUUGUAGAUGCUAAUUUCUGGCAGCCACUUGCAAUGUACACUUUAACUGACUUCUAUGAAAAUGGAGAGAAGUAAUUUGGUGACACUA
Telopea speciosissima is the source of this 2056-nucleotide messenger RNA. RefSeq names its product two-component response regulator-like APRR1. Gene Ontology annotation, molecular function: protein binding. Lineage: Eukaryota; Viridiplantae; Streptophyta; Magnoliopsida; Proteales; Proteaceae. The record is from RefSeq and is a predicted model, not a curated record. The transcript has 7 exons. Bases 206 to 1876 code for a protein of 556 amino acids. Gene Ontology annotation, biological process: cytokinin-activated signaling pathway; phosphorelay signal transduction system.